Molecule: messenger RNA, 1278 nt
Organism: Symbiodinium sp. CCMP2456
Lineage: Eukaryota; Dinophyceae; Suessiales; Symbiodiniaceae
Source: the annotation of a GenBank genome assembly
AUGUCGGAGAUCAGCCAGAUCGGCCGGCUUUGUGCAAACGAGCGCUGUAAUUUCCUGGUGACCUUCGAAGAAAGUGGUGGCUUCUGCUGCAAGCGCUGCUACACGAACCAUGUCAGGUUCGAGGUUCGGUGCGUUUGUGAGCGAGGCCACGGCGAGAAGUGUGAAAAGAAGGAGGCACGAACCACGGACAUCCCGAGAGCAGAUCCGGUGAAACCGAAGGAUCCGCUUCCUGCGGAGGCCACAAGCAAAGCUGCGAUGAAACUUCAGAGCUACGCACAGCUCAAAGACCUGCGGUGCAAGAAAUGCAAAGCUGCAACACCCGAACUUGACGAGGCUUCGGCGAAGGAGCCGUUUUACAUGAAGAAGGUUGUCGAGAAACAGCAGCGGCGAUCGAUGGCCGAGGGUCCGAAGGAACCGCCGCAACCCCCACCGGGGCUACGGUCGUGGCCUGACGACAGACAGAGCUCUUCGAGGCGACCGGAAGCCCAAUGGCGACAAGAAGCCCGGCGGAAUUUUUCCUCUGAAGAUGCCUGCAAAGAAGAAUAUUCCGACGGAUGUGGGCUGAAGUCCAGGCGACCGGAAGCCCGGCGGCGACGAGAAGCCCUUCGGAAAUCCGUCUCUGAAGAUGAGCGCGAAGAAGAAUAUUCCGACGGAUUUGUGCGGAACUCCAGGAACGGGAAGUCGAUGUUUGGGGAGCCCCGUAUGGUCGGCGGAUGCCGCGCAAGGUCGGUUGCAGCCUGGUCGAGGAGUCGCACCCGCUCUCCCCAGAGCCCGAAGCCGGCGUUUGGGCAGCCCCGUAUGGUCAGCGGUGGUGGCAAAAGGCCAUCUCCUCCCGUGCGUGGCUCACGGGAGGCAUGUGAAGCAGCCUACGAGGUCACGGGGGAGUCGGCGUCCGAGUCCGGCGAGGACUCGAGCAGAGAGCCUUCCCAGAAGCUUCCUCGUCGCAGCGCCGAUAUCUCAGAGGGCCACUCUUCGAGCAGCAAAGCUGGCAGUUUGGAGAAGAUGUUCGACCUUCGUUUCGAGCCUGGAGCGGAAGCCCGCUUGGAAGAGUUCUAUGAGAUCGCCGAGCGUAACACCGCGAGAAACCUGGAGAAGGGCAAGUAUUCUGUUGCUGACUUGCGGUUCCGCGCCAGGUGCCGAGCGAGAGACCCACAUGCUUCGAGCUCUACGCCCGGAGUGACCGUGGCACAGUCGUGGCUGGUGACGGGGUGCCCAAAGAAGGCAGACGUUGAGUUUCUUGUUUGCCAGGUCUGCUUCUCAGGCUGGGAGGUGGCCUAG